AUGCCACGUUCCACUGGAGGGUGCUGCCACCCUUUGGCAGCUGUGUGCAACUGCAGCCUCCGUGCAGUCACCCCAGUGAGGAAUAUCAGGAUGUCCAAAGCAGAGGAGGAGAAGGCAGCGACGGACUAUCCCGCCGAUGGCUCAGACUCAGACAGAAACAGUCCAGACGAGCAGGUUGGUGUUUGCUUCCUCCUUCAUGUGCCUGUGCAUCAAAUGAAAGCCAUCACGUUCAUUCCUUCCCCAAAACCAGCCUGCAAGCUUGCCGCUCUCCUCCCUGCCCAGCAGCAGCUGCUACUCCAGCAGGCGCAGGCUCAGCUCCUGGCCGCCGCCGUCCAGCAGUCCAACGCCGCCCAUGCAGCUCACGCCGCCGCGCAGCAGCAGCAGCAGCAGCAGCAGCAGCAGCAGCAGCAACAGCAGAGCCAAACAUCUCAGCAACAGGCAGCCAAACAGGAGCAGUCCGUGCAAGCUCCGCCUCCACCGCCGCAGCUGGCACUGUCUCAGCCAAUCCAGCUCACAGCCCAGGACAUCCAGCAGCUACUUCAGCUCCAGCAGCUGGUUCUCAUGCCUGGCCACGCGCUCCAGUCCCCAGCCCAGUACCUCCUGUCACAGUCCCCCCAGACUCAGCAGCAGCAACAGCAGCAGCAAGCUUUGCUCUCGACGCCAAAUUUGAUUCAGCUACCUCAGCAAAGCCCGGCGGGACUGCUGACGACGCCGCCCCGCCUGGGCCUCCAAGCACAGAGAGAGAAGAGCACUGACGGCGGUGGUGGCGGCAUCAGCAGAUCCUCCAUCGUGGCCAUGGGAGGCAGCACUGUGGCACCCAUGGGAGUCUCAUCAGUCUCGGCCGGCAACAUGGCCGCAUCCCUGAACGCCGCCUUGACUCCCGGCGGUCACGGAGCUCACAUCGGAGGGGAGGAGCCGAGCGACCUGGAGGAGCUGGAGCAAUUUGCGCGGACCUUCAAACAACGCCGCAUCAAGCUGGGAUUCACCCAGGGCGACGUGGGCGUGGCCAUGGGGAAACUGUACGGCAAUGACUUCAGCCAGACCACCAUCUCCCGCUUUGAGGCCCUCAACCUGAGCUUCAAGAACAUGUGCAAGCUGAAGCCUCUGCUGGAGAAGUGGCUGAGUGACGCAGAGUCCAUGGCGGUGGACAGCAUGCUGCCCAGCCCCUCCACCCUCUCCUCCCCCCUGCUGGGCAUGGAGGGUCUCGCAGGCCGACGCCGGAAGAAGCGCACCAGCAUCGAGACCAACGUGCGGCUCAUGCUCGAGCGCAACUUCAGCACGAACCAGAAGCCCACCUCGGAGGAGAUCCUGCUGAUGGCGGAGCAGCUCAACAUGGAGAAGGAGGUGAUCCGCGUUUGGUUCUGCAACCGCCGGCAGAAAGAGAAGCGCAUCAACCCGUCCACCAGCAGCACGCCGCCGCUGCCCGGCCAGACCUCGCCCGCCGUCAUGCACAAAGCCCCCUGCUACAGCCCGCACAUGAUUGCCAGUCCAGGUGUGUCCCAGGGCAGCAGCAGCCUCAGCACAACAGCUGCCACUUUGUCCCCGUCGGCGUCCUGCCCCAUGACACCUGUCAGCUCCACCGCCGCAGGGUCUUCUUCUUUGACUCCGCCCCCUCACAGCACAGCCAGCCCCGCCCCGCCCGGUCUCGUUACUCAUGGGCUCAACACUGCGAACACCAUGAUGGGAGUAAGCACAGGAAUGAACCAGGCGCUCAUCAGCAGCAAUCCACUGGCUACCAUGCAAGGUGUGUUUGUGUGUGUGUGUGUGUGUGUGUGUGUGUACUAACUACACAAGUAACAAAAAAAUGCAACAAACUACUUAUGUACAUACAUUUGUAUAUGUAGUACAUGUUUUGUACAUUUAUACGAUAAUGUAAACUGAAUGAAAAUAGGUUGAGAAAUAAGCAAGAUAUGAUUUAUUUUCAGUUUAGAUGUGUUACCUUUAUUGAGUACUUUGCUGUCCUUAAAAAUGGCCAACUCACAGAACUUAUUACUAUGUGUGUCUACGGUC
Nerophis ophidion (straightnose pipefish) is the source of this 2010-nucleotide messenger RNA. Its product is annotated as POU domain, class 2, transcription factor 2-like. Gene Ontology annotation, molecular function: RNA polymerase II cis-regulatory region sequence-specific DNA binding; DNA-binding transcription factor activity, RNA polymerase II-specific. Gene Ontology annotation, cellular component: nucleus. Gene Ontology annotation, biological process: regulation of transcription by RNA polymerase II. Bases 1 to 1785 code for a protein of 594 amino acids. Lineage: Eukaryota; Metazoa; Chordata; Actinopteri; Syngnathiformes; Syngnathidae. The record is from RefSeq and is a predicted model, not a curated record. The transcript has 14 exons.